Molecule: messenger RNA, 702 nt
Organism: Kwoniella botswanensis
Lineage: Eukaryota; Fungi; Basidiomycota; Tremellomycetes; Tremellales; Cryptococcaceae
Exons: 7
Coding region: 1-702 (233 amino acids)
Biological process (GO): ribose phosphate biosynthetic process
Molecular function (GO): sedoheptulose-bisphosphatase activity
Source: RefSeq, a predicted model, not a curated record
AUGGGAAGACGAAUGCCUCGAGUCUAUUUGAUUCGUCACGGAGAGACGGAAUGGUCAUUGAACGGUAGACACACCGGUGUGACGGAUAUCCCUUUGACGGAGAACGGAGAGAAGAUGGUCAAAGAAAUGAGUCCGAAGAUGAUGGGUAAAGGAAAAUUGAUCAACCCUAAUCACUUGAGACAUAUUUUCGUCUCUCCUCGUCAGAGAGCACAGAGGACCGCUGAGCUGCUCUUUGGCGAUAACAAACCACUCAAAUGUAAUUUCACCACCGAGCCCGAUGUCGGUGAAUGGGAUUACGGGAAGUACGAAGGGAUGCUCACUAAGGAUAUCAGGAAAGAUAAAGCCGAUUGGAACAUCUGGGAUGAUGGAUGUCCACCAGGUGAAACUCCUGGAGAGUCACCUCAACAGAUGACCGAGAGGGUUGAUAGGGUUAUUGCGAAGGUACGAGCUAUCCACCAAGCUGCCGAAGACGCAGCGGACACACCAGAAGAAGCAGAUUACGCAGAUGUGAUCAUUUUCUCCCAUGGUCACUUCUCAAGAUCAUUCAUCGCCAGAUGGUGUGAUCUACCUAUCAAGACUGGAUACCAUUUCAGUGCGGAGGCUGGUGGAUUGGCUGUAUUGGGAUACCAACAUAAGACUUUGAAGGAGCCUUCCCUCCUCGGUCUCAAUUGGUACACUGAAGAUGCUCUUGAGAGGCGAUAG